Cyclocybe aegerita is the source of this 1449-nucleotide messenger RNA. The record is from the annotation of a GenBank genome assembly. NCBI's taxonomy places the organism in Eukaryota, Fungi, Basidiomycota, Agaricomycetes, Agaricales, Hemipholiotaceae.
AUGGUUCCCAUUGCCACAUAUGGCUAUUGUCUCUGGUAUUUCGAUGGUGCCCGUAACAAGGGCGCAAUGAACCAGCUAAAACAGAUGCAGCGGAAAGCUGCUCUAUGGAUCACGGGUGCCUUCCGCACCUCUCCCACAGGCGGUCAUGAAGCCUUAGCAGGCCUCAUCCCUGUCCACCUUAUGCUGAAGAAGUUGGCCACAUGCACAGUGUAUCACAUUGCCACCCUCUUGGACACCCACCCUCUUCACUCCAUGAUGGGCAAGAGACUUCUCAAACGGGCUGAGCCUCACACCUGCUCUGCUGCCUUGAUGACCCCAAUUAUGCAAGGGAAAGUCAAGAGCACUGUCAUGGAGGUGGACGAGCAUGUCCACACCUUAACUGAGAGCUUCAAGCCCUUUGUGCCCAAAGCUCGCCCUGGUGAUUGGUUACUGGACCGCUAUGCAGACCAUCUCCACUUCAAUGAGCGUGAUCCCACACAGGAUAGACGCCCAUAUCUCGAUGAGCUCAUCACAAUUGCGAGAGCCGACCCUUUAACAGUACUGGCUGCGGCUGAUGGCUCUGUCCCUCAGUCCAACCAGUACCAGGCAACCUCGGCCGCCAUCAUCUACAAGGGACAUCGCAAGCUUGAAAGGACUUGCUAUGUCUCUGGCAGGGUUACUGCCCCUGAUGCGGAACUCAAUGCCAUUGCGUGUGCAGUGCGCCUUGCUGUCAAGCAGGCAAACUGCCAACAUAUCAUGGUCUUUACUGAUUCUAUGGGCUUGGCCCACAGAGCAGUAGACCCCUCCAUACACUCUGGUCAGGCUUUCAGCUUGUCAGUUUGUCGCACGCUCCAAGAGUGGUUUGAGGCAGAUGAUCUCUGCCACAUAACCUUUGUCUACGUUCCAUCUGCUUUGCGUUGGGACAUUCAUGGUGAAGCACACAAGUACGUCACUGAGCUCAAAGUCAGGGUUGGAUGUCGCAAGACAGACAACUCUAUAGACGCACUAUGCUCUCAAGCCGCGCACUCAGUCCUGGACUCGUGGAGUUCCACUUUCCAGGAUCCAACCUACAGGGGCUCUGAAUUCUUGGAGCUCCAACAGCCUGACGGGUGGCCGAUCCAGCCAUCGUACCUCAAUGGGGGACCUUGGCUUUCAUAUUUCGGACACAGUAUCACUGAGUUUGCUCGCGUCUGCCAGUGCAUAACUGGCCAUGCACCCAUUGGAGUGUAUUACCGUCGCUUCAAGAUCAAUAAGCCUCAUGGCUGCACUUGCAGGGCUGCUCUGCAGUCCUGCCAGCACGUCCUCUUUUGCUGCCGUGAUAGAUACUCUGUACACUACCCCCGUUUUCUCAGGGAUAUUGCAUCGUUUCUGAGGCACAACCCUAUGGCGUUUGGCUUCAACCAAGACCCCUCGGGUGUCGGAUCAUUGCUGCAGGUGGGGUUGUUCCUCCUUUUGGGGGAUUUAUGGUGA